Molecule: messenger RNA, 234 nt
Organism: Symbiodinium natans
Lineage: Eukaryota; Dinophyceae; Suessiales; Symbiodiniaceae
Source: the annotation of a GenBank genome assembly
AUGGGCAACGCGCCACACUGGUCGAGCGCGCCAGAAGCCUUGAAAAUCCUUCAGGCUACGGCGCCGGCAGCGAACUUUGACUCCACCAUGAGGUCUACGCACACAUGGGAAAUUGCCGUCACGCCACGGGACCUGUUGCACAUUGCCAACAACAGGCGGCGUGAUGUCAUGACCGAGUUCCAACAAGUCCUCCGUGUACAAGAACCCAUGCUGCGUAAGUUAAGGAGGCACUAG